AUGACACAGCUUUUCGCAUCCAGUCCCUCGGCCAUGUCUAACGAAAAGCGCGGGAAUUUCCCUGGCCUUACGCUGCCCUCUCGCAAACACUCCAACGAGUCCGGUCAUCUUCCGACAAAGAUUAAGAACUUUUUCCGGAUCAACAGUUCCAGCAGCAACUCUUCAGCGCCGAGCGGCAGCCCGUCUAGCAAUGAACGCGAGAGAGAUAACGCUUCGCCCGCCAAAAACGAAAAGACGUUCCGGCAAUCUCGAUUCCUGCCUACCAUCGGUCGAAACCGAUCAACAACCGUGGCCAGUGAGGGCAACCCUCUCGACGACGGAGUUUCUCCUACAGCGACCGCCAAUCCAUACUUUGCCCACCAGGGUCAACCUGCAUUGCGACAUCGGAACGAUGGGUCUGUUACCGGAGUGUCGGCAGUAGAGCAGGCUACCACCGCCAACAAAGAAGAGCUGGCUCGCAAGUUGCGUCGCGUGGCGUCUGCUCCCAAUGCCCAAGGUCUCUUUGCAAGCGGAGAAAAUCGUCCUCAGCCUAUUGAGAUCAGCAAAGAGGCUCUUGCGGAAUUUCCUGGUUCAAUCUCGGCCAACGAAAAAGAACUCUCCCUGUCCGUGCCCUCUAUCGGUCUGGCCCACAAGCUGGCCAACGAGGAGAGUAGUUUCCGCCGCACUUACAGCUCGAAUUCGAUCAAGAUUCGCAACGUGGAGGUGGGACCGGCUAGUUUCGAUAAAAUUAAGUUGAUUGGCAAAGGUGAUGUCGGAAAGGUAUACUUGGUCCGCGAAAAGAAAUCCAGCCGUCUUUAUGCCAUGAAAGUUUUGAGCAAGAAAGAAAUGAUCAAGCGCAACAAGAUCAAGCGUGCUCUGGCUGAGCAGGAAAUCCUGGCAACAUCGAACCAUCCGUUCAUUGUCACCCUGUACCAUUCGUUCCAGUCUGAGGAUUAUUUGUACCUCUGUAUGGAGUACUGCAGCGGAGGAGAGUUCUUCCGAACUCUUCAAACUCGACCUGGCAAAUGCAUUUCGGAGGACGCUGCCAGGUUUUAUGCUGCUGAGGUGACUGCCGCACUCGAGUACCUCCAUCUGAUGGGUUUCAUUUACCGUGAUCUUAAGCCUGAAAAUAUUCUUUUGCAUCAAUCUGGUCAUAUCAUGCUGUCAGACUUCGAUUUGUCAAAGCAGUCCGGGCCCGGUGGUGCUCCUACUAUGAUCCCUGGGCGGGUUGGUGGCAAUGCCAGUGCUGCUCUUCCUACCAUUGACACCAAAUCCUGCAUUGCUGACUUCCGCACAAAUUCUUUCGUUGGAACCGAGGAGUAUAUCGCUCCCGAGGUCAUCAAGGGCUGCGGACAUACCAGUGCAGUCGACUGGUGGACUCUGGGUAUCUUGAUCUACGAGAUGUUGUAUGGAACCACUCCAUUCAAGGGCAAGAAUCGUAAUGCAACGUUUGCCAGUAUCCUGCGCGAUGAUGCGCAGUUCCCUGAGCACACGGGUGUGCAACCGACAUCAAAUUUGUGCAAGUCCUUGAUCCGGAAACUCUUGAUCAAGGACGAGACGAAGCGUCUCGGUGCCCGUGCCGGUGCCUCGGAUGUCAAGACCCACCCCUUCUUCCGCACGACACAAUGGGCACUCAUCCGUCACAUGACACCACCCAUGAUUCCAAAUCAGGGUCGCGUCGGUACAGACACAGUGAACUUCCGCAACGUCAAGGAAAGUGGCAGUGUCGAUAUCGGUGGUACCAAUCCCGCUAAAAUGAAGGGAGUCCCCAUGGACUCUGGCCUGGCAACCCCCAACGGCGAGUUGAACGAUCCUUUCGAGGAGUUCAACAGUGUCACUCUUCACCACGAGGGAGACCACUAA
Messenger RNA from Penicillium maclennaniae, 1842 nucleotides. Its product is annotated as putative serine/threonine protein kinase (Nrc-2). Gene Ontology annotation, cellular component: nucleus; plasma membrane; cytoplasm. Gene Ontology annotation, molecular function: ATP binding; protein serine/threonine kinase activity. NCBI's taxonomy places the organism in Eukaryota, Fungi, Ascomycota, Eurotiomycetes, Eurotiales, Aspergillaceae. The transcript has 4 exons. The record is from RefSeq and is a predicted model, not a curated record. Gene Ontology annotation, biological process: protein phosphorylation. Bases 1 to 1842 code for a protein of 613 amino acids.